GUUGGCCGUCAGGCGGCCCUUGAUGAGGGUGUAUGGGAGGCGCAGCUUUUCUUAUUCUUUUUUCAUGUGUACACUUAUACAUGUAGAGCUGAACUGAUUUUUAGCCUUUGUUCUCCUGAGUGCAUUCCACCUUAGCAGGUGACAAGUUCCCCUGCCUCUUAGUGGGCUUGUGAAACAGCUUCCCCUGCAGCUCUUACCCUGACAAAGGCUUGGUCUUUCACAACCUUGUCAUCCUUGCCCAUAACACCGCUUUCAAAAUGCUGUGAGUGUCUCUGAGCAGCAGCGCUAGCAGCAGGGUAAGCUGGCGUUCGUUGGGCUCGCCCCAAAAGGCUGUGCCAGACCUGUAGUGACCCAGAGCACCUGGCUUCUGCUGUGUUGCUGCAGGGUGGGUAGCACCUGGUGGGUUUUCCUACAGCCUCCGUGCGUGGCGUCGGCUAGCUGUCGGGGAAUGGCAACUUCAGCUAAAGAAACCCCAAGCCAAGAAACAGUUCUCAUCCUCAGCCUGGAAAGGAGGAUCCAGGUGGAUGAACUAAAGGCCCAACGGAUGGAAGACAGAUAAUAAUUUGUUUCCUCUCUGAACACCAGCAUCUAUUAUUAAAAAACCAACCAACCAACCAACCAACCCCUUGUGUUUUUUAUUAAUGGUAGUUGAUGGGGUAUGGUUGAGCAUGCUGCAUAUCCAGCCAGUGAAAAGGUGGCAUUGACGUCUGAAAGAAAGCAACAACCACAUAGAGAAAUUUGCUUUGUUUUACAGCUUCCACUAUUGUACUCAUCCGGCUCAUCCUGCUGCAGCUUUGCCAGAGUUCAGAAAUCAUUUGGAUCUGAAGCAGGAGGUGAAGGAAGAACUCGAAUCUGUCUGAAAGGUUCCUCAGCCUUUUGUGUGGACAAACAGCGCGGUCUGACACGGUUAAUGGCUGAUCGGGUGCUUGUGAUUGGCAGUGGAGGGAGAGAGCAUGCGCUUGCCUGGAAGUUGGCCCAGUCUCCACAUGUAAAACAUGUGUUUGUUGCUCCAGGAAAUGCAGGAACAGCUGACGAUGGAAAAAUUUCAAAUUCAGCUGUGUUAGUGAGCAAUCACACUAUUGUUACCCAGUUCUGCAAAGAUCAUAACAUUGGACUUGUGUUAGUUGGACAAGAAGCUCUUUUGGCAGCUGGGAUUGUUGAUGACUUGAGAGCAGCAGGAGUUAGGUGUUUUGGACCAUCUGCAAAAGCAGCCCAGCUAGCAUCCAACACCAGUUUUGCCAAAGCCUUUCUGGAUCGACAUGGGAUCCCAACAGCAAGAUGGAAAGCCUUCAACAAUCCCCAGGAAGCUUGUAGGUUUAUUAUCAGCACAGACUUUCCUGCACGAGUUGUACGGGCAAGGGGCCCUGCUGCUAGAAAAGAAGUGACUAUUGCAGCCAGCAAAGAGGAAGCCUGCAGAGCUGUCCAAGAGAUUAUGCAGGACAGAAUGUUUGGAGAGAUGGUUGUUAUUGAAGAACUUCUUCAAGGGGAAGAACUUUCUUGUUUGUGCUUCACGGAUGGUGUCACUGUUGCCUCAAUGCCCCCCGCCCAGGCCCACAAACGAUUAUUGGAUGGUGACCACGGUCCAAACACUGGAGGGAUGGGAGCCUAUUGCCCGGUUCCUCAGGUUCCAGAAGUUCUUCUAGAGAAAAUCAACGAUGCUGUCCUUCAACAUGUUGUUGACAGUAUGCGGCAAGAAGGAACAGCAUAUGUAGGUGUGCUGCAAACAGGUUUAAUGCUUACCAAAGACGGUGUGAAAAUUUUAAAUUUUAAAUGUCAGUUUGGUGACCCUCAGUGCCAGGUAAUUCUGCCACUGCUUAAAAAUGAUUUUUAUGAAGUGAUUCAAGCAACAAUUGAUGGCAAACUCUGCAGCUUCAUGCCAGCCUGGUCAGAAAAUAGUACAGCUGUGUGUGUGGUCAUGGCAAGUCCAGGAUACCCCGGAGACUAUGACAAAGGCAUGGAGGUAACAGGGCUGCUGCAAGCCAAAGAGUUAGGGCUGCAGGUGUUCCAUGCUGGCACGACACUGAAGGAUGGCAGAGUGGUGACAAGUGGUGGCAGAGUCCUCUCCAUUACUGCUGUUAAGGAGGACCUGAUGAAAGCAUUGGGAGAAGCCAACAGGGGUGUAGCAGUCAUACGUUUCAAGGGUGCCACUUACAGGAAGGACAUUGGCCAUCGGGGUAUACGUCUUCUCAAACAGUCUCUGAGUCUAAUAUACAAAGAGAGAUAUGUGGAAGCUCUAACCAGUGAUGUUUUGUUUCAUCAGCUGGAAACAUCUAUUGUAAGUGGUACCAGAUCAGGCAGUCAUUCAGAAGUAGGAGGCUUUGCUGGCUUCUUUGACUUGAAAGCAUCUGGUUAUGAAGAUCCUAUCUUGGUAUCUCAAACUAAAGGCCUUGGACCUAAACUGCAGAUUGCACAAGUAUGUAAAAGACAUGACACCAUAGGUCAGGACCUGGUUGCCAUGUGUGUCAAUGACAUCCUGGCUCAAGGAGCAGAGCCUCUCUUCUUCCUCAGUUAUUUUACCUGUGGCAAACUUGAUGUUGAAGUGACUGAAACAAUCAAAGAAGGAAUAGCUGAAGCUUGCAGAAAUGCAGGAUGCACUUUCCUGGGUGGGGAGAUGACUGAGGUGACUGGCAUGUAUUCUUCUGGAGAGUAUGACCUGGCUGGCUUUGUGGUUGGUGCAGUGGAGCGAGGGCAGAUGCUUUUGAGGCUGCAGAGAGCUGAUGAGGAGGAUGUGCUUAUUGGACUGGCCUCUUCCGGGAUUCAUGGCCGUGGCUUUAGCAUCAUAAGGAAGAUUCUCUUAAUGUCCUCCUUACACUACUCCUCACCAGCGCCUGGCAGUUGUGGUGACAAGACUCUAGGAGAUACAUUGCUGACCCCAGGAAAAAUGUACAGUCCAUCUUUGCUGCCUGUCCUUCGCUCAGGGCAUGUGAAGGCUUUUGCCUUCAUUGCUGAGGAGGGGUUGCUGGAAGGCAUCUCCAGAAUCCUGCCAGAACACGUCAGUGCUGUCCUAGAUGCUCUCAGUUGGAAGAUUCCUGAAAUAUUCUGCUGGCUUUGCAAAGAGGGAAACCUCUCCGUGGAGGAGGUGGCUCAGACUUUUAAUUGUGGGAUUGGUGCAGUCUUGGUUGUGCAGAAGGACCUGGCUCAGCAUGUUCUCAAGGACAUACAGAGACAUGAGGAAGCUUGGCUGAUUGGGAAGAUUGUUGCCCCUUGUCACACAGGAGGUUCUCACAUCGAAGUGGAGAAUCUUCUAGAAGCUCUGCAGCUGAGCAGCCCCCGGCAUCUGCUGAAUAACACUGUUGGUGAGGGUCAACACCAACCCAGAAAGAACAAAGUUAAAGUAGCUGUUCUCGUCUCUGGAACAGGCACAAACCUUGCUGCGCUCAUCAGUUAUGCAAAAGAGCCAGGCAGUUGUGCUCGAGUUGUCCUUGUCAUCUCCAACAAGUCUGGUGUGGAAGAACUACGAAAUGCAGCCCGGGCUGGAAUUCCCACCAGGGUGAUUGAUCAUAAGUUAUAUGGGAGUCGCUCUGAAUUUGACAGCACGAUUGACCGAGUUCUUGAAGAAUUUGCUGUUGAACUAAUAUGUCUUUCAGGAUUUAUGAGAAUUUUGUCCAGUCCUUUUCUCAGAAAAUGGAAAGGGAAAAUUUUGAAUGCCUCCCCAUCACUUUUCCCACCAAUCAAGGAUGAAAAUGCCCAUCAGCAAGCCCUGCAAAGUGCAUUCAAAGUCACAGGCUGCACCAUUCAUUUUGUCCUGGAGGAAUCUAGUCCAAAAGCAGUGAUCCACCAGGAGCCAGUAUCUGUGAAGGUGGACGACACCGAGGAGACACUGUCAGAAAGGGUUAAAGAAGCUGAGUGUCGGGCUUUUCCCAUCGCCCUGCAGCUGGUGGCCAGUGGAGCAGUGCAGUUAGGAGCCGAUGGUAAAACCUACUGGAAACAAGAGAGUCAAAGUCCGUGUCUUCAAGAAGAGAAGGAGACUGCACAUCCUCUCUCGUAGCUCUGGAGCCUCAAGAAAAUGAUGUGGUGUAGCCAGUUUAAUGAGUGGCUUGCUCUCUGCUCAUCUUUCCCUCCUCCCUCCUCCUCCCUGCCCUCCAUGUGCUUCUCUUUGCAGGCAUAUCAGUGUCACAGGUUUCCAUUCUGAGCCGUGAUUCUUUUCCCUUAGCUUGCAGCUUUAGUUACACUCCUUUUGCAAAAUUGGCGGUGGAAGCCAAGAUAUCAUUUCAGAUUUUGAAUUUCUUUUUGUUCUGUUUUUUCAUCUGUAAAGGACAUACUGUGUUACAAGUCAAAGAGGGGGCUUCAGCUGUAAAAGUGGUCUAGUGCUUCAGAGGGAAAUUAAUUCUUCCAAGGGAUCAAUUUUUAUUGGCUGCAUCACAUUGCAGAGCACCAAGAGCUUCACAAAGCAACCACAAACAGGAACCAUGCUGCUGCAAGAGGGUGACCAGCUCCUGUUGGAUGGAAGAGGCCAGACAUGUUGGGGCAGAUCAGAAGUGAGGCCCAGCCUGGCACAGUGUGGAUUUGGGAGUGAACAAGCAUUAGGGACGAAUGUAUAGUUCUGUGGGAGAAGGUGGGAGCCUACAAAGACCUCAUCCUUGUGAUCCCCACCACCGUGGGAGCGCCUCACGGUACACUGGAGAAGCAGACAUGUAAACAUGCACCUCUGUGGGAGCCAGUCUAGUGAGCUGCCAAGCACAAGAUCCGAAGGCCAAAAAGGCAGGGAACCUUCAGAAGGCAAACCAAAAUGAAACAAACUCCCUUUCACAGAUUGUCAAUAUGAUGUAAUAGUGCGUACUGAACAUACAUGUAGACACUUUCCCCUGCUCCUUGAAAGGGAGGGGUGCAUAGACAUUCCCAGAAUUUCAUAUUAAAACAUUUUGAUCUUGAGGGAUGAAAAUUUGAUUAGAGGGACUAGAAACACCAGAUUUCAGGCAUUUUUUCUUCCUUAAUCUUUGAAAUCAGCAGAACAAGACAUCCUCAGCUUAACUUGCAGUAGCAGGAAAAUCUGUUUUCUUUGUUGAUUGAAUGAUUGGCUUGGUCCAGGGAGUCGCUGCUGUUAAAUAAGCCUUUUGCUGUGGAAGCUUUUUUUAUAUCUGCUGGAAUAAUGACUUGCAUGCAAGUAACAAAUCAGAGGAAGAAAGCUAGCUAAGAAGCUACUUGAACAAACUAGAACAGAAGUAGCCAGAACUGAAUUUUCCAGAGGAGGGAUCGCUAACAGCCAUUAGAUGCAGUGAAAAAAAUGCAUUCUUCUUUUGGUAUUACCUAUACUGUACUAGUAAGGGGCAUACUGUAUAUCUUGCUCUUGGCUGUAUCAGGCUGUUUGAGAAUAUGAGUCAGCUCCAGUUAGAAAGUCUAAAUUUUUCUUUUUUUUUUUUUUUUUUUUAAUGUGUAGCUAGUGGUGUUUCAGGAGGGGAGAAAGAUUCAGUUCCCUCCUGUAAGCUUUGCCAUUUAUGUACAGAAAUCUGUAUUUGUCUCUUGCACUCCAAUGACUGGAGCAAGGAACAUGUAUUUUUCAUGAUCUGGGAGAAAUAGGAAGAACUGUAACAAGGCAAGAUUAACAAAUGUUUGGUAUAUAUAGAUAAUUUUUAUGAUAAACACAUUGCUUAGUUUGCUUUCAGUCUGUUGUAACUGUGUAGUAACUUCCUGUUGUAUAUUAUUUGAAUUGCAUAGCAUGCAUGACUGAAUGUUCCAAACUCAACAAAUAAAAUGUUAAAAGAGAAUAGGGUGCUAGUUAUUGUGCUCUGAUAGGUCUCCAGGUGAUCACUAUGGUAUUGAACAACUCCUUCUCUAAUUGUGUUCCUGGCAUCCCUCUGAGAUUGGGUGUGGUGAUAGUCUAUGAAUCUAUUUAAUUCUUUUUACAGAGUGGUAACUGAAGCAAAG
Harpia harpyja (harpy eagle) is the source of this 5865-nucleotide messenger RNA. RefSeq names its product trifunctional purine biosynthetic protein adenosine-3-like. Gene Ontology annotation, cellular component: cytosol. The record is from RefSeq and is a predicted model, not a curated record. Gene Ontology annotation, molecular function: metal ion binding; ATP binding; phosphoribosylamine-glycine ligase activity. Gene Ontology annotation, biological process: 'de novo' IMP biosynthetic process; adenine biosynthetic process. NCBI's taxonomy places the organism in Eukaryota, Metazoa, Chordata, Aves, Accipitriformes, Accipitridae.